This is a messenger RNA of Gigantopelta aegis, 1035 nucleotides long. RefSeq lists its product as uncharacterized. NCBI's taxonomy places the organism in Eukaryota, Metazoa, Mollusca, Gastropoda, Neomphalida, Peltospiridae. The record is from RefSeq and is a predicted model, not a curated record. The coding region runs from base 152 to 496 and encodes 114 amino acids. The transcript is spliced from 4 exons.
UUUCAGUUUGGUUGUCGCAGUUCUACUGCCAGGAAAAACCUUCAUAUAAAAAUAUCACUAAUCGCGCACCUACAAGUUAACAAGACAUUUACCACUUGCAGUUGUUUCGUGAAGUUCACUGCUAGUUAUCGGUUAGUCCAAUUCCAACAACAUGACUGCUAGCAACACAUUUAGAUGUUUCAACGACAUAUGCGACGAAUAUUCCCAGUACUGUGUGAAAGAAGAAAGAAGGUGUUAUGAUUGUAAAGACUUCAUUGACCAAUGUAACUCUACCACCGGGAACUUCCCUUCUCAAUGCACCAGAUUCUGCGCGGAUUACCUGUUCAAACAGCGCCCUGCAUGCGCAUCUGACAGUUAUGAAGUGCCUUUCUUUGUUGCGUCCGGGCUCGGGUUAGCGUUCUUAAUUCUGGUGGUGGUGCUGAUAGUCGUAAUUGUACGAAUUCGUCGGCGCAAUAACAGCCAACAGCAUCAAGAUGAAGUUGUUGAUUUUCUUUGAGUUUUACAACUCACCAGCUGGAUAAAUAACAUAAAUAAUACAACAUAGUUAUACAAAAAUACAAAAUACACAUGUGCAAAACAAUGGUGGAUGUGGUUUAUAUAUAAUCAUGGACAAAUGAAGUGAUAUAAGUUACAUUUAUUACAUGAACUAUUAUCCUGCAUUAAUCGAUCUCAAAUUGUAUUCGCUUGUACUAAAUAUUUGCCUAGGUUAUUCAGUUCCUUAUUGUUACCGGUGGUUAAUAACUGUAUAAAACGAUACACACUUGCCCGCUUAUAAUAAUACAUUUUUAUAUAUUUACAACGCAAAUCUUUGUAUUGUGGACACUCUAGUAUAAAGUGAUGUUCAUCUUAUAUAGCCUCUAUUACAAAUAUACUUAUCUGCCCUUGGUUUUCAUCGUGCUAAGCGGUCCCAAUUAGCCACUAAAUUAUUUCCGGCGCGUUACGCUCCAGUCGCUUGCAACAAAGGCCCUUUGUUACUACUGAAUUGUGGAGUAGUUGUCGACUUGUUCUUUUAUUUUUUGACGUUAAUAAAGUUUU